This is a messenger RNA of Podarcis lilfordi (Lilford's wall lizard), 6307 nucleotides long. NCBI's taxonomy places the organism in Eukaryota, Metazoa, Chordata, Lepidosauria, Squamata, Lacertidae. The record is from the annotation of a GenBank genome assembly.
AGUCGGAGCUCAAUUGUUGAUCAGAUCACAUCUAAGGGAUUUAGGAGCACAGGCGAGCCGAGAGUUGAGGGAAGACGCCCCACCGAGUCCAUCCACACGCGCUGCCGCUGUCUCCUCCUCCUCCUCCUCCUUCCUCCUCCUCCUCCUCCUCUUCCACAUGCAGAUGACAAGAUCCGUCUGAGAGAGCGAGCAAGAAGGCGAGAAAAGAAAGCAGAGCCCGGAAAGAAAAAAUACCAGACGGGGGCUCUUCUCUCCGCCCGGCAGCUGGAGAAGGAGAGAAGGCAGGCAGGCAGGCAGGGGCGCGCAGUCGACAGCUAGCUAGCGAGCGAGCCAACCAGCCAUCCCGGGCUCUCCCGCGCCGUCCCAGACCCGGCUUGCCCGCCCGCCGAGCGCCGCUGCCCCGUCCGCUUCGACUUCUGGCUCCGUGUCGCCCCGUCGGCGGUGCGUCUCGCUCCUCCUCGCCUGCACGCCCGGGAUGUCCUUCCCGCAACUGGGCUACCCGCAGUACCUCAGCGCCAGCCAGGCCGUGUACGGCGGCAGCGACCGGCCCGGGGUGCUGGCGGCCGCCGCCGCUGCCGCCGCUGCCGCCGCCGCCGCUUCGGGCCGUCCAGGAGGCGCGGAGCUCAGCAGCGGCUCCACCGCCGCCGUCACCUCGGUGCUGGGCAUGUACGCCGCGGCCGCCGCGGCCGGGCCUUACAGCGCGCCCAACUACAGCGCCUUCCUGCCCUACACCGCAGACCUCAGCCUCUUCUCGCAGAUGGUGAGUUCGCAUCCGACGGGGCGGGCCUCGGGAGGGAAAGGGCGCCCCGGGGAAAACGCUUCCCCCAAGGCCCUCGGCUGCUGGGCGCAGGAUUGGGAGGGCCGGAGGAGCUGCCUCGUGGCCCGCUGGAGCGCGACGCGCCGGGAGCUUUUCUUCCGAGGGCUCCCAGGGCGAAGGGCUGCGCAGGCUUUUCUCGUCUCCUUAGGGGCCGCAGCGAGCUCACCCCCCCACCCGUCCAUUAUUAUUUGCUUCCAACCCCAUCCGGAGAGGAAACAAGCCCCACCGGUGACUCCGACCGCCGGUUAUUUCUCUCGCGCGCUCCUUCUCCAGUUGCAGCCUCGGGCUGGAGGCGCCUUCGCCUCGCCGACCCGCCGCCGGAGCCGCUUGCCGCGGGAAGUUUCCAAGGUUUUAAUUAAUUUGCAGCAAUUAAAGCGCGGUUAAGAGAGGAGGCGCGGAACAGCGCCGAGGCUCCCCCCCCCCCAAAAAAAAUCUCCAAACAAACCAGGCGCGCGUUUGCCCUCCUUUGGUCCCAGAUUUCUUUUCUUAGCGGGUUCGCCGUAUGAUUUUUCUUUCGAUCCCACGAACUUGAGCGGAAAAACGGAGUUGUUCCUUUGAGCUCCCUGCCCCCCCUUCACCUCCCCCGCGAUAUUUAUCCAUUGCAAAUCCCUCCGGAUUCUCCCCGCUUUCAGAACGGCACAUUGAUAAACUAUGGAAAUGAUUCUUGGGAUAUUGUUUUAAAUUCAACAAGCAGGGUAUUAGUAUUGCUGUCGUUUCGGUUUUUGUGGUGGAAAUAUUUUAAGGGCAUUUUACGCAGACUUGGUUAACUUAUUUGUUUCGUUUUACAUAUUUUACAUAUUUCUGUUCGGAAUGUAAAUGCUAACAGAGAAUCAGUAACGAUUUUCCAAGAAGUAAUUUCAGCAGUAUUCCCAGGGGGGAUUUUGCUAUCAUAGCAGCAACAAUAACAAACAAAUACCUUAUCAAAAUUAAGGCAAGGCAAGAAACUCGUCCUAUUAUGGUUUUGUUUUUUAAACCAUGCUUGUGUUUUACAUAGGGGUGUGUUUCUUUGUGGUUUGUGCAGAUUGUGGUAAGUUUAUUCAGAAUAAGUAAAUUUAUUUGGUAAGGAUAUGCCCUACUUCCCUACAAAAUAAAUAUGUUGGGGUUAGUUUUUUGUUUAUUUAUCCGUUGUUUUUAAAAAAUAGGAAUUAUUUUUUGCCAGUUGAAAUUAUAAAAAAUAAAUCAUAUGCUAAGGUAUAUGGAAUGAUUGGAAUAAUAUAGGAAAAUGAGAGGCUGAAAAUCAGCUCUCUCCAUUCUCACUUAUUCUAUGCCAAUAAAUGAAGAGUAGAAGCAGUAAUGAUUUUCAAGUAGCUACUUCAAAAGAAUUCCCAACAGGGGAAUACAAAAUUUAUCAUUUCAGCCACAAGAACAAAAAUCGCUCAACGAGAUAAAGGGAGUGUAACAAGCAUGCCCGGAUAGAGUUUUUAUUAAAUAUUACAUUUUGCCCUUUCCAGAUGGUGUAUAUACAUUGUUUUUUCUCUUACAUUUUCUCUUGUGAGCUUGCUCCAAAUAAAUCAAAUUCUUUGCAAAAGUGUAUCAGGCUUUUUCACUCAAAUGGCUUUUUGUACGCACACAUUUAAAGCAAGCAAACAAAACCUUGCAGGUCACCAGAAAAAAAAAAUCUAUCUUUAAAAUAGGACAGAUUAAAUGACUGGCCACCAAUAAGAUAAAAAGCAGAAAAUUCUUUUGACUGAGAGGAGGGGAAAAAAUGCUAUUCAUAGGUCGCUUUGCAACCUUUGCUCCCAUCAGCAGUUCCUAGAAAGCAGGGCUCAGUUCUAAAAAGGUGCCUAGACUUUGAGGAAGUUUGAGGAAUGGAGUCAUAAAAGUGUGUGUGUGUGUGCGCAAUUUGCAGUAAUAAUGAGGCCUAAUGAGGUUGUUAGAAAGAUAAAAUGUUAUUUACCAAAACACCUGAUGGGCUAAUUUGACUUCACUGUGUUUUACUGCUGAUGAUAAAAAGUAUAUUGAUUGAAAAUAAAUCACCUCUGCUAAAGGCUUGCAAAAAGGAGGGUAAAAGGUGUUUUGUCCUCCGAGGAGGAAAGGAUUAUUGAGGAAGGCAGGGAUACACAUAUCCCAAAUAGAAAGGUCGGUGUCUCUCUCUCUCUCUCUCUCUCUCUCUCUCUCUCUCUCUCUCUUGCUACCAAGAGCACCAUGAGACUCUCAACUAUAUGGACAAAGGCCAACUAAAGUUUAGCAUUUGAAAGUCCCACUGUUUCCAAUGGGAGAGAAGGAAGUGUGUGGUGCCUCUUCCCUCCUGAAAUAAGUGAGCUUUAAUGUGCUUAACUCUGGCUUGGCUUGGCUUGCGCCUUGUCGCUGCCUGUACAGUGUUAAGAGGGGAUUCAGAGCGCAAUCCCUCUCUCGUUCCCAUCACUUCUCUUUUGUGAAGCCCCUCUUUAAAGUGCUGCUGGGGCUGGGCAGGAAUCUGCCCUGCUGUCUGUUGCACCAGACAUGCCCCAGAAGCCUGUGAUGCACUGAUAUUAUCUUUCUCGAUGUGGGUCAGUGCUCCUUUAAGGGUGCCUGCUUAUUUUUAACAGCACAAUAAAUAUUGGCUCUUGGAUGCAGGCUUGGAAAAUGAGGCUGGAUCAGGGAGUGAGGGCACUUUUUCAAUAUUCUUUUAGCUUGGUGCAAAGAGACCUCUCUCCCUCCCUACCCACCCUCUGGAAAACCAUUUGGGAAAGCUCCCGAUUUAAAACAGAAAGGCAGGGCUUGUGCAAUGGGAGGACCUGACCUCACUCUCUGUUUCUUUUUUGGCUUCUCUGAAUGUGUCGCAGGGCUCUCAGUAUGAACUGAAGGACAACCCUGGGGUCCAUCCUGCGACUUUUGCUGCUCAUACCACCCCUGGUUAUUAUCCAUAUGGACAGUUCCAGUAUGGGGACCCUGGGAGGCCCAAGAACGCCACCCGGGAGAGCACCAGCACCUUAAAGGCCUGGCUGAAUGAGCACCGCAAGAACCCCUACCCCACCAAAGGCGAGAAGAUCAUGCUGGCCAUCAUCACAAAGAUGACCCUCACACAGGUCUCCACCUGGUUUGCCAACGCCAGGAGGAGGCUCAAGAAGGAGAACAAGGUCACUUGGGGAUCGCGGAGCAAGGACCAAGACGAUGGAAACCUCUUUGGGAGUGACAACGAGGGGGACCCUGAGAAGAAUGAAGAUGAUGAAGAGAUUGACCUGGAGAGCAUUGACAUAGACAAGAUCGACGAGAACGACGGGGAACAGAGCAAUGAGGAGGAGGAAGAGAAGGUAGAGCUUCUACGACAAAGCAGCGAGGAAGAGCAUUUGGAGAAGGAGAAGGCCUUGACGCUGUCAGGCCCUGAAGGACUUAAACCCAAAGAGGCCCUGUCCCUGGUGAAGGAGGCCUCGGACAAUCCCACCCGAAUCCUGAGCCCCAGUAGGCAAAAUACUCUACAAGGCCCACUUCACAACAAGCCCAAGAUCUGGUCUUUGGCAGAGACGGCCACCAGCCCAGAUGGGGCCCUCAGCAAGCCAACUCCUCCUUCACCCCCCGCCCAGGUUAACCACACCUCUUCCCAGCUCCAGCACCCGGCUUUCCUCCCCAGCCAUGGACUGUACACCUGCCAGAUUGGCAAAUUUCACAACUGGACAAACGGGGCGUUUCUGACCCAGAGUUCCUUGUUAAACGUGAGGUCCUUUUUGGGAGUUAACCACCACCACGCUGCACACCACAACCACCACCUUCAGGUCCAGCAGCAGCCCCCCUCGGUGUUAACAGCUCUUAGCACUGAAAAGUCUUCAGAGAGGACGAGCCCUAAACACAUAGGUAAUGUGAACAAUGGAGGGAGAAGGAUACUUGGUGGGCGGGCUGUUUGUUGUGUAGUUGAAGGUAAGUCCCACGGAGUUGGGACUUAACUCGGUUAGCCUGAUCCAGAUUGGGAGGGGGGGUCCCAAAAAGCCUUUUGUAGGCCUUGACUAUAGCUUAUUGAUGGUCAGGUAGCUUCUAAAAACCUCCAGCUCUUUCUAAGGGUGGUGAUGGAGACACAGUCCCUAGUGUAUAAAAUAUAAGACUCUUCCAAGAAGACUCUUGAUACCUUGAGCUACUUAUAGUUUUGCAACAGUUUUCCUGUUUCCUUAUUUAUUUUGACUUCUGUAAAGAGGAUGGCAGGGCAGACACAUCAGUCCAGCCGAUGCAUGUUGACCCAGGAGUAAGAUUCCAUGAGUUCAGUGGGACUUCCUCUACUUCCCCCUUGGGGAGAAACAAAACAAUCAUGAAAUUCCUUAGGAUCCCUUCCUGUCUUCCCCCCUCAUUUUAUUCAACUUUUAUCAAUAGUGGGUGAUAUAAAGUAAAACAAAGAGGAAGCAAUUUAUGUUACACUUUUGGAUGGUUCAAAGUUCAUUUUCUUAACAAUCCGUACCACAACCCUGUAAGGUAGGUGUGGGUUACAGUGCUGAUGGAGAGCAGGGGAAACUGACUGUUUUGCCUAAGGCCACAUUGAGUUCAUGGCAGAGGCCAGAUUUGAAAAGGGGUCUUUCUGGUUCACAGCUCAGUCACUCAGCCACGGCAUUACACCAUGAGGUGAGGGGAGAGAAGGAAGGAACAUGACAUGAAACUUGCAGACAUGGUGGGGUAAUUUUAUUGCAUGUUUGUCUCUCUGUAUAAGCAAACUUUGCUAAGACAUUUCCUCCCUUCCCCUUUCUUCUUUUCUUUCCUCAUCAGAAAGAGAAAACGUACCAAGAACCGACUCUCCACCUCAGCAGUUAAAAUCUCCCUUUCAGCCUCUCCGGGACAAGUGAGUUCUUGUUCACUGAAAUUUACUUAAAGGAAAGAAAGUGCUUGGAUAACACAGACUAAUCCAAGCACACCCUCAUUAUCAUAAAUCAAAGCAACAAUCAAGCAAUUUUGUAAAGCUUUUCAAAGUGGCAUAAACUUACAGACCAUAUACUUUAGCUCGAAAGUUUGGGGUGUGCUUUUUAAAAAGAAACUGAAUCCCCCCCCCCAGCCACCGCCCCCAAUGUCACCGUUGCGUUUCUAUUGUGUAAAAAUAUAUAUUCCUAGUCUGUUCCCUAAUGCAGAUGGGCGAGCGUAGCUGAGCUUUCACUGAUAGAUGGUUCUGUCUUUUCUUUCCAACAGCUCUUUGACUCAGCAAGAGGGAACAUCGUGAAUUUUAACAGCUCUCCCUUCUGCUUGAUUAAAUGGCGUGUUCUUUCCCCCCCUUUUUGGUGGAAAAGAAAAUUUCACAGACUGGUCUAAAGGACAAAACAAAAAAAGUGGAAAUUAUCUAAAUGACUCCCACCAAUCUCAUUUUUGCAAUAAGGUGGUAUCAAUCCCAUUUCAAAAAUAUAUAUAUCCCAACUCCUCAAACUGGACUCUCCCCUUUUCCUUUAUUCCAUUUUCAGAGCGUGUAAUUCUAACCACAAAUGGAUUAUUGGUUUUGGUAAAGAUUUCUCAUGUGUUUGUGUUAUUUUUUUUCUGUAUAUAAAGUGAUUUCGAAUUGUAAAUAAUGCCACAGCAAAAACUUGUCUAAAUCGUAUAUUUUUGUCU